This is a messenger RNA of Astrephomene gubernaculifera, 2229 nucleotides long. NCBI's taxonomy places the organism in Eukaryota, Viridiplantae, Chlorophyta, Chlorophyceae, Chlamydomonadales, Astrephomenaceae. The record is from the annotation of a GenBank genome assembly.
CCGAAACACGUAUAUGGAAAAAAACAUUGAUUCCUGGCACAGCUUUACUUGUUUGGACACCUCUUGCGGUUUAAAUAGGGACAAAAUGCAAGAACUCACAGAGGCGUGGCGGCCAUAUGCAUCUGUAGCUGAGCAACAAGCCAAGCGGACUCUACCCGACAUUUGCAUCCCGGGCGUCCUGGACUGUAUCGCCGGCUUCCUGAGCCCGAAUGACAUCGCGCUCGGGUUUCGUCUCAUCAACAAAGCCGCUGCAGCCCAGUUUAGCCACUACACAGUUCUUAAGCUCUCGCUGCCCUCACCACAUGCGGUGUUCAUCGCGCGCUGGUGCUCGCCCGGCGCCAUGCGCUCGCUGACCCUUGAGCGGCGCCGCAAGUUCCUGUGCCUUACCGCUGCCAGCGGCAGCCUGGACAACUUGCGUGCCGCUAUCACCGCAGCUGGGAUCAUGACCUACAAUGAGGUAUCAGAGGCCGCCGCGGCAGCAGGCCAGCUGCACAUAUGCCUCUGGCUGCAGCAGGAGGGCUGGCUCGUGGGUGACCCAAUGGCCGCAGCAGCCGGUCGAGGCCACAGGGAAGUGUGUGAGGGGCUCCUGGCGGCAGGGUACGAGGCUACCUAUUCUGCCGCCGGUGCUGCGGCCAGGGGCGGUCAUGCGGAGCUCAUGGUGUGGCUGCUAGGGCUGGUGCGACCGCUGCCGGACCCGGAGGACGACCGUUAUGAACGAUGGGAGGUAGACUGCGAGGCGGUGUGGGGCUGCGACCUGGAGACACUGAAGCGGCUGUUCCCCAACGGCAUGCCGGCAAUUCCGCAAAUGCCCGAGGCUGACGAUUCUGAGGAUGAAGAUCAGUUCAUUGUUGAGGAGGAAUGGGAAGUGCUCGUGGCAAGUCGCCUGGUAAACGCAGCAGCCAGUCCUACACCCGACUGGCAGGCCAAGGUGAAAUGGGUGGAGUCACAGGGCGUCCCGAGGGAGUGCAACUGGGCGAAUAGUGAAGUCGUAUGCCACCCGUAUGCGUUGGAGCGUCUGACCUGGCUGUGGCAGAACGGCUAUGACAUCGGGGACAUCCUUCUGUUGGCUGAAACCAUUAGGGCGGGAAACACAGCUGCGUUGGAGUACCUGCUGGGGGAGGUCGGGGUACCGCUGGACUGGCAUCAGUAUGGCGUGGAUGCUGCUGCUAACAGGGGCCACCUGGCCAUGCUGGAGCUGUUAAGCGACCGCACGGGGAUACCCCUGGUGAAUGCUCCAGGAAUCGAAGUUGCUAAUGUCGCACUCAGCGCAGUCAGGGGCGGGCACCUGGCGGUGGUGGCCUGGCUUGUAGAGCGGUUCGGCCCCCAGGCGGUGCCCCUCAGCGGCAAGCUGUUCCGGGGGGCGGCCUAUUCGGGCAACAUGGAGCUGCUGGUGUGGCUCCGGGAACGGGGCUGUGAAUGGGACGGCACGGCUUAUGUGGGUGCGGCGGAGGGCGGCUGCGGGCAGGUUCUGGAGUGGCUGAAGGCGGGCGGCUGUCCCAUGCCGGUGGACGGGUCCCCCUACGAGGCGGCCGCCAGCCACGACGACCAUGCCACCCUGACCUGGCUGCUGGAGGCGGGUGUACCCGUGGACUUGGAGCAGCUGGUCAAGAGGGUGUCGAACCCAGGAAAGCCCUGGAAGCAACGCCGCCAAGAGGAGAUGUUGUCCUGGCUGCGGGAGGAGUGUGUCCGUCGGCAGGGCGAGCAGUGAGCAAUGAUAGUUGUAUGCAGAGGAAGCUUCUGGGUUCAUAGGACUGGUGUGUUGAGCCGAAACCAUGUGACUUAGCUGGAAAAAUACCGGCGCGACCCGUGGGUCGGCUUUCUGUGCAAUGGAGCAGUGAGGGUACCUUACUCCGUAAAGGGUGCUAAACAGACCAAUAUGUGAUUGAUGCUAGAUAUGGAGUUGAGGAUUUCGUGUGACCGUGAGUCCAUUGAAUGAGCUCUGCGGGCGUGGACCGGGCGUGGUACAUAAAUCUUGGCACAAUAAUCGUACGGGCGGCAGGCGUGCCUUCAUCACUCUUGUCGUACGAAAGGAGCUACUGGUCGAACUGUAGCAGGACUGGGCCAUGCCGGCAUUGCUGUCUGUGACACAUGUAGACAUCUUAAUGGGUUGUGUGAGCUGAGUGGGCGGCUGCCAUGGCGGCUGCAAGCCGUGUUGUGAGGGCUCUUUGCAUUUCGACCAUGCAAUACGUGGCGCCACCCUGACUCAAUGUGGUGUAUACAGCAGUCGGG